Darwinula stevensoni is the source of this 1323-nucleotide messenger RNA. The record is from the annotation of a GenBank genome assembly. NCBI's taxonomy places the organism in Eukaryota, Metazoa, Arthropoda, Ostracoda, Podocopida, Darwinulidae.
AUGGGGCAACGAUAUGGAAAUGUCUCAGAAGAAAUGAACGGGGUGGACUUUUCGCACUGCAGUAUCUCAUGCAUGAAGCCCAAUGAAUCUCAUCCCUGUCAUGCAUUCAACUUCAGGGAAGCUGAUGGAUCAUGCCAGCUGAUCCGCAAAAGCAAGAGCCAUAUCGUCAAAUCUGAAGGGUACCAGGCAUAUGUUCUAUUCCUAUGCCUUACGGGCUACCCAAAGAUACAGAAUGCUGAGGAAGCUUUCCAAGGUUGGAGUGGUGCAUAUCCUGCCCCACGAGGAGGUCAGGUGACAUUCACAUGCAAACACCCGCGAGGAUUCACUGAUGAUCACAACGUACAUAUGGCCACCUGCGCCUCCAUGCGACCUGAUGUAUGGUGCACCACAUUCACCGACAAGCAGACGACGAUUCUCUGUCCACCUCCACUUGUUAUAUGGACAACAAAGACAUGUCACGGGAUGGAAAGGUUUACGGGAGAUGCCAAGAUCGAAACAGCCAAAUUUGGCCUCGUGACAGAGGGAGAAACCAUUUUGAAGGGGACGCCGGAUGUGCAUUCCAGGCACGAGCCUCGCACCAAUGACCACGUCGAGGAAUGGCACAACAAGUUGGGGAACAGUUUAAUUGGCCGAAACCAUCCACCCCUACUCCAUUUCCUGGACGUCAUCGCUGAGGAGCAGUCAACGGUUCAGCAGCGACAGAUUGAGCUGGACAGGCGAGAAACAUUACAAAAACGAAAGAAAUGCGACAUUACCAGAGAGACAAAACUGAAGAAGAUAACAGAAGUGUUUGAUUUGAGGCCUGUGCUUGAUUUAUUGAGAGUGUCAUGCGUGACCGAGCACCCAAAGAUGGAGAACAUGACUGUGGAUGUGACCUACAAGGACUGGGAUGGAAAAUACCCUGCACCUCCAGGUGCAACCGUCACAUUCAGCUGCCCUGCAAUGUUCAAUGACGGGUCAUUCGAACACAAUGCUACUUGCUCCUUCCUGCAUGAUCAUGCCUGGGACACUUCCUAUCACAAGGAUGUGCGAUGCCCACCGGCAGUUUAUCCUAACUGCCGCCUGUCGGGGAAAGGGAAGGAGUACAUCGGGACCAGGAACGUGACGGAUACAGGGAAAUCCUGCCUCAGGUGGGAUUCCGAGCAAGUGAUAUCUUCUUAUAUGGAUGUGGAGGCAGGAUUCAAUUAUGUCUUGUCCUUCGAUCUCGUGAAGGAUUUGGUCCUGGGCAGGACCGUGUUCUUGAAGACGGCCUUGGGCUGUCCCUACCGAUCCGGGACCACGAAACAACUGCUACUACCACACUUCUACCUCAAAACGGCAUAA